CUUAAGUAGGUCAUCAUCUUACUUUCAACCUCCUAUAAAUUAUUCAUUUCCGCUGCAUUUUCUCUUUCGCCUUUCUCCAACAAUUUUCCCCCAAUUUAAUUUCAGCUCUUCGGAGAAUUUUCCAGGCGUUACUUUUUUUUCUGUGGAAAAUAAUUAAAAAAGAUAUAAAAAAAGAUGAAUCGUUGGGAGAUUCAACAAAACGCCAUGGCGGUAGGUUGUGAAGAGAUGAGGGGCCCAGUUACAGUUCCAUUAUCGGAUCGUAAAGGUCCGCUUCUUGUUUGCCCGAAACCUCGACGAAUCGGGUUUUUAGCUGGUAAUCUUACCAUGUCUCUUAGAUGGCAAAGAAGUUGCCAGCAAUCUGAGAUUUGUGAUUCAAAGGCAGGGGCUGAACUUCUCGAUAUGAUUCUUUCGAAGGAAGGUCAUAGUGAAGGAAAACCAUUAGCAAGAGAGAUUGCAUCUUCACCCCCAUUUUUUAGUGGAUCACCACCAAGUAGAGUUUCUAACCCAUUAGUCCAGGAUGUUCAGUUCGGGGAUGAAAAAUUAUCCCCGUUGUCAACUUUACAACUCGCGUCUCCUUCAACUUCUGCAUCGCCUUCACCAUCACCAUCGGCUAUGAAAUCCGGUGGUGCUAGGAUGAAGUUCGGUCUCAAGUCACCCACGGUUAGAGUAGAAGGUUUUGAUUGCCUUGGCAGGGAUCGCCAGAAUUCGGGCAUCACUGCUGUGGCUUAAAGAAGCUGGACAAAAAUUCAUUUGGAUAACUGUAUAUAUACAAAACCCUAAUGAAGCGGCCAUUGCUGAAUCAAUCGCUGCAAAUUUCGUCGAGAAAAGUUGGAUUUUGAUGAAAAGAAGUAUUUUUUGUUGUGUAGAAAAUUGCUGGAGAGAAUAUCUUGCCGUUGUAUAUAGGAUGUGGUUCUCUGUUAGAAUACCAAAGGAGAUUUACCUAGAGGUCUGAUCUCUUUUCUUUUUUGUACUAUAUGAGAGGAUUGUAAGAGGAAUUUCAAAUUUGUAUAGAGAGCCAUUUAAGUGGGUCUGACCUUGUAACUUAUGGUGUAAAUAUAUGCAUUAUGCCCAUUUGCUAUUA
Messenger RNA from Beta vulgaris subsp. vulgaris (sugar beet), 1081 nucleotides. RefSeq lists its product as uncharacterized. The coding region runs from base 175 to 729 and encodes 184 amino acids. The record is from RefSeq and is a predicted model, not a curated record. The transcript has 4 exons. Lineage: Eukaryota; Viridiplantae; Streptophyta; Magnoliopsida; Caryophyllales; Amaranthaceae.